CCUCUCCACACACGCAUGCGCCGCACCGCAGGACUACAUUUCCCGGCAUGCCCCAGGGGGCGGUCCGCGCGCGUGGCAGGGCGCGGCGGGAGAGGAGCAGAGCGGAACAGGGACAGAGACAUGGCCAUGGAUGCGGGUGAGGGGCGGCCGCAGCCCCACCUGGCCGCGCUGGUGCUGGCGCGGGGCGGCAGCAAAGGGAUCCCGCUGAAGAACAUCAAGCUGCUGGCGGGGGUGCCGCUCAUCGGCUGGGUGCUGCGCGCCGCCACCGAUGCCGGUGUCUUCCACAGCAUAUGGGUUUCCACAGACCACGAUGAGAUCGAGAAGGUUGCAAAGCAGUUUGGUGCUCAGGUCCAUCGCAGGAGCCCCGAAGUCUCUCAAGACUCCUCCACUUCCCUAGAAGCCAUCACAGAGUUUCUCAAUCAUCAUCAUGAGGUUGAUAUUGUAGGAAAUAUUCAAGCAACAUCUCCCUGUUUACAUCCCAGUGACCUUAUAAAAGUGGCAGAUAUGAUCCAGAAGGAGGGCUUUGAUUCUGUCUUCUCUGUUGUGAGGAGGCAUCAAUUCAGAUGGAGUGAGGUAAAGAAAGGAGAAAACAAGAUGACAGAACCCCAAAACCUGAAUCCAGCAAAGCGGUACCGGAGGCAAGACUGGCCUGGGGAGCUCUAUGAAAAUGGCUCAUUUUAUUUUGCCAAGAGGCAUCUGAUUGAGAAAGGCUACUUGCAGGGUGGUAAAAUGGCCUACUAUGAAAUGCGUGCAGAGCACAGUGUGGAUAUUGAUAUAGACAUUGACUGGCCUAUUGCAGAGCAGAGAGUUUUGAGCUUUGGAUAUUUUGGCAAAGAGCCACUAAAAGAGGUGAAGCUCUUGGUUUGCAGUAUUGAUGGAUGCCUGACCAAUGGUCGCAUUUAUGUGACAGAAGAUCACAAGGAAAUGGUCUCCUACGAUUACAGAGAUAUUGUUGGCAUUGAUCUAUUAAAGAAAAGAGGAAUCCAGGUUCGGCUCAUCUCUGACAGAGAUUGUUCAAAAACACUGUCAGCCAUGCAGCUGGGAUGUGUAGCCAAAGUCAGCGUAAGAAAUAAACUACAGAUUCUGAAGGACUGGCAGGAGGACAUGGGUUUGAGCUGGAAAGAGCUGGCUUACUUAGGAAAUGAGGAGUCUGACGUGGAGUGCCUGAAGCAGGCAGGCAUGAGUGCUGUGCCUGCUGAUGCCUGUGCCGCUGCUCAGAAGGCUGCUGGUUACAUCUGUAAGAGCAGAGGUGGCUGCGGAGCUGUGCGGGAGUUUGCAGAACACAUAUUCCUGCUCUUAGAGAAAGUGAACUCUGCAAGGAAGCAGCUGGAAGAAAUCAGCUCAGCAGGGAAGGAAACUGGGAGAAAUGAGAACAGCAGAAAAGGAAAUAAGGAACUGAUGGAUAAAGAGUAACGCCAUUGGUCAAUCCUGCUUUUCUUCCUCAGUACAUCCAUACCCCGAAGGAAUGCUUACCUUUCAAAUUUUACAGCACAGUAGAGUUAAAAAGGUGUCUUCCCCUAAUUCCAGGUCCCACAUUUAUGAUUAUAUGCUGAAAAUAUGAUCAUAUCCAUGAUGAUUUUAAAAGCCUUUUAAGUGCAAUGGGAGGAAUGCUAGAAGAGAGAGUGCCCUGUACAUCUGCUCUUAAUCAUCACACCUGUCCUACAGGGAUGAUGCCUCUUUAUUUCAUAAUCUGAAUGUUUUCAGGGAUCAAUGAUUUUGCAUGACUUGAAGAUUUGUAAUUCAGGCUUAAAAACCCCAAAACUUCUGUAAGUUUGCUCAUGUGGUUUGCAUUUCUUUUAUCAAAUGCAUGGUGUUGUUUUUGUGUGAUUGCAUUUUACAAGCUUUGUCCUUAGCAAGGAAGAGUUUUAACAUAUGCUGGAGAGGUCAGGUGUAAACUACUUAUCAAUAAAACUUCCUCCUCUAUUUUUAAAAUACAACACAGUUACUGUAAAACAAGUUAAUAUUCGUUUAAAAAAAGCACUUUAACAUGUGUUCAUUUUGAAGCUCAUAAAUAAUUAAAUCACAUUUGGAAUUGUGCCUCUUGGAAUCUAUUUAUUUUGGGUUUUAUCAAAAUGCCUAAAUUAAUAUUUUGCCAAAUUUGGAGUUAAAUUUCCCACUGUCUUUGAGAUCUUUGCAGAAACUCAGUUUCUUUCUAUGAAGACUAUAUUGCAACUUCAAAAGAGUUAAAGCCAUAUAAAAGUCUUUAAGUUUAUUGUAUAAAAGUAGCUGCUGUUAAAAACAAAACAAAACCAAACUAUAGUUGAUGUGGGUUUAUAUAAAAUAUAUAUACAGACUACUUUUAGCAUGUUAAAACACUGGUUUACAUGCUUGUAUUUAUUGAAAAUAGGAUCUGUAUUGUACAUUACAAAUACAAUAGUAUAUAUCAGAGUUAAGUUCUGGUGUGGGUUAUGCUAAAAAAUAAAAAUACCCAUGGUACACUGGCAAUUACAA
This is a messenger RNA of Haemorhous mexicanus (house finch), 2451 nucleotides long. It is a transcript of the gene CMAS, whose product is annotated as cytidine monophosphate N-acetylneuraminic acid synthetase. The transcript has 8 exons. The record is from RefSeq and is a predicted model, not a curated record. NCBI's taxonomy places the organism in Eukaryota, Metazoa, Chordata, Aves, Passeriformes, Fringillidae. Gene Ontology annotation, molecular function: N-acylneuraminate cytidylyltransferase activity. The coding region runs from base 16 to 1413 and encodes 465 amino acids.